AUGGUGUUGCCUGCACCGGGGCAGGGGACCUCCUUGUCUGUCUCUACAGACAAAACGGACUCAAAAAUUGUAAGAUACAGCAGUUCUGGUGACGUGCUGCAAGAACUCCAGUACGACUACCAGUACCAGCCUCUGUUUAAAAAAGCAGUUUACGCUGUGGAGAAUGGUAACGGCGACAUUUGUGUAGCUGACUGGGAUAAAAAAGCCGUCACAGUCGUUGACAAGUUCGGGAUAUUCAGGUUCUCCUAUACAGGAAACAAAUCAUCCAAGGAAGAUAUUAACGGAGGCUCCCUUACCACAGACAACAUGCAUCACAUCAUCAUCACGGACUUCCAGAACGACAAAAUCCACAUGCUGGACAGGGACGGUCGAUUCCUGAGGUACAUUAUUCCUGAUCAGGGGAUAGAGACUCCACGGGCCGUGCGUGUCGUAAGGGAGGGAGAGUUAAUGGUGGGGGAGUGUAUAACGGGAAUAAUCAAGAGAAUAAAGUACCUAGCCUAA
This is a messenger RNA of Saccostrea cuccullata (small rock oyster), 501 nucleotides long. RefSeq lists its product as uncharacterized. The record is from RefSeq and is a predicted model, not a curated record. Bases 1 to 501 code for a protein of 166 amino acids. Gene Ontology annotation, cellular component: extracellular region. NCBI's taxonomy places the organism in Eukaryota, Metazoa, Mollusca, Bivalvia, Ostreida, Ostreidae. The transcript has a single exon.